Molecule: messenger RNA, 1233 nt
Organism: Prorocentrum cordatum
Lineage: Eukaryota; Dinophyceae; Prorocentrales; Prorocentraceae
Source: the annotation of a GenBank genome assembly
UGGCUCGAGCCGCUCUGGCUUGAAGAGAAGACUCGCUGCAGGCGCGCUCCGAGCCACGGCGAUCUCUACCGGCCCUGCGGCCAUGGCACCGCGCCGCCCCGGCCGCGCCCUCCUGGCCGUCGCGGCCGCGGCGUCCGCCGCAUGGGCGGUCCGCACCACGUUCGUGCCUUCGCCACAGGCCUCGCGGGCCAUGGGCGAGCUCCGCCCCGUGCUCGCCGUGAGCGCCGCGCUGCCGGCGCUGACGCUGCUGGCCGAGGACGCGGAGGCCAAGUACGGCGACCAGAGGAAGUGGCAUUCCGUCUUGGUGCCGCUGACCACCCUGAUCGUCCCUGGCAUCGCGUUCGCGGCCUUCCUGCUCUACACCUUCUCCGACGACUUCGCCUGGCAGCUCAACCCGAACGCGCCGAAGAACAUCGAGAAGCAGGCCCAGUACGACAUGGUCCCCGCCUGGAAGAACCGCAGCGAUCCUUUCAGGGGUCUGUUGAACAAGGAUGACUUCGAGAAGGGCCUGGAGGAGGCCUGGGAGAAGGCCAAGCCGGCGGGCAGCACCGUCACGGUUAAGCAGAAGCUGGCCGAGAUGUCCACCCAGAACAACCCCCAUUUUAUGGAGAACAAGCUGGCGAAGCUGAGGAUGAAGGCGAGGGCGGCGCUGUCCGCCUGAUUCAAGGCAGGGGGGAGGAGAUGGAGGAGGUGAUUCUAGAAGCCUGCGCGCGAGCAUGGAUUCUCGAUGUCGUCGACGCCGCUCACAGAGGCGACUGAUGGAAACACCAGGCUUUUACCCCCCUCUGGGCCCACGAGCUGGCCGGGAUCGGCGUGGUCCCCCGAAACGCCGCUCGCAGCAUGUCAGAUUGCUUUUGGCACCGACAGAGAUCUCGGCGCUGGCCUUCCCAGCACGUGAGCGACGCAGAAACACGGGGUCGUUGUCACCGACGUUGGUGCGUAACCUGCCCGCGUAAGGUCGCGCGUAGUGGGGGGGGCCGCCGGGCAACGCCUCUCUGGGGAUCCCAAGGUGGGGCGCCCUCCGCUACGGCGUCGGGCGCCAGCCGACAGGCCCCCGGCCCCGAGGAAGCGAGGGUCCGCGGGCAUUGCUCGUGAACUAUGAAGGCCGCGCCGCGGGGCUCGGCUGGCCAGGCGCUCCGAUUGAGCCAGGCAUGAAAGGAGAGAUCCGCCGCGGGCGCCCUGCCCCCGCCGCGGCGCGCAUUUUUUAGAAGAGCUCCUUGCGCUCAAGCAGGC